AUGACUAAACCAUGUGAAACAGCACUUGAAGACUGCGGUAGCACGGCGUCUAUAAUGACUAAACCUUGUGAAACAGCACUUGAAGACUGCGGUAGCACGGCGUCUAUAAUGACUAAACCUUGUGAAACAGCACUUGAAGACUGCGGUAGCACGGCGUCUAUAAUGACUAAACCUUGUGAAACAGCACUUGAAGACUGCGGUAGCACGGCGUCUAUAAUGACUAAACCUUGUGAAACAGCACUUGAAGACUGCGGUAGCACGGCGUCUAUAAUGACUAAACCUUGUGAAACAGCACUUGAAGACUGCGGUAGCACGGCGUCUAUAAUGACUAAACCUUGUGAAACAGCACUUGAAGACUGCGGUAGCACGGCGUCUAUAAUGACUAAACCUUGUGAAACAGCACUUGAAGACUGCGGUAGCACGGCGUCUAUAAUGACUAAACCUUGUGAAACAGCACUUGAAGACUGCGGUAGCACGGCGUCUAUAAUGACUAAACCUUGUGAAACAGCACUUGAAGACUGCGGUAGCACGGCGUCUAUAAUGACUAAACCUUGUGAAACAGCACUUGAAGACUGCGGUAGCACGGCGUCUAUAAUGACUAAACCUUGUGAAACAGCACUUGAAGACUGCGGUAGCACGGCGUCUAUAAUGACUAAACCUUGUGAAACAGCACUUGAAGACUGCGGUAGCACGGCGUCUAUAAUGACUAAACCUUGUGAAACAGCACUUGAAGACUGCGGUAGCACGGCGUCUAUAAUGACUAAACCUUGUGAAACAGCACUUGAAGACUGCGGUAGCACGGCGUCUAUAAUGACUAAACCUUGUGAAACAGCACUUGAAGACUGCGGUAGCACGGCGUCUAUAAUGACUAAACCUUGUGAAACAGCACUUGAAGACUGCGGUAGCACGGCGUCUAUAAUGACUAAACCUUGUGAAACAGCACUUGAAGACUGCGGUAGCACGGCGUCUAUAAUGACUAAACCUUGUGAAACAGCACUUGAAGACUGCGGUAGCACGGCGUCUAUAAUGACUAAACCUUGUGAAACAGCACUUGAAGACUGCGGUAGCACGGCGUCUAUAAUGACUAAACCUUGUGAAACAGCACUUGAAGACUGCGGUAGCACGGCGUCUAUAAUGACUAAACCUUGUGAAACAGCACUUGAAGACUGCGGUAGCACGGCGUCUAUAAUGACUAAACCUUGUGAAACAGCACUUGAAGACUGCGGUAGCACGGCGUCUAUAAUGACUAAACCUUGUGAAACAGCACUUGAAGACUGCGGUAGCACGGCGUCUAUAAUGACUAAACCUUGUGAAACAGCACUUGAAGACUGCGGUAGCACGGCGUCUAUAAUGACUAAACCUUGUGAAACAGCACUUGAAGACUGCGGUAGCACGGCGUCUAUAAUGACUAAACCUUGUGAAACAGCACUUGAAGACUACGGUAGCACGGCGUCUAUAAUGACUAAACCUUGUGAAACAGCACUUGAAGACUGCGGUAGCACGGCGUCUAUAAUGACUAAACCUUGUGAAACAGCACUUGAAGACUGCACACGCGGGAACCGUUCGAAACUAGUCGCCAAUCGUGUAGUAAGCAAGUAA
Messenger RNA from Schistocerca nitens (vagrant locust), 1599 nucleotides. RefSeq lists its product as uncharacterized. The record is from RefSeq and is a predicted model, not a curated record. The coding region runs from base 1 to 1599 and encodes 532 amino acids. The transcript has a single exon. Lineage: Eukaryota; Metazoa; Arthropoda; Insecta; Orthoptera; Acrididae.